AUGUUAAAUACCAAUAACACUGCUUCCCCUGCCUUCAAAGCCUUCGUAGAUGCCUCCGCUGGCGCGAUGGGUGCGCUAUUUGCCGCCGUUCUUCUGUAUCCGUUGGACGUAAUCAAGACGCGCAAGCAAGUGGACGUGGAUGAUAGUAAGGAGGAAGAGAUUGAAAUGGAUAAAAAAGCCAAGACCCAAGCUCUCCUUUUGCGCAAGAAGAAGGCACACAACUUACUGGUGGCAGUGUGGCUUGUCUACCGACAGGAAGGCGUCGAGGGCCUUUUUGCUGGCCUUAGCUCCAAGGUCAUGCACACGGUGUCAUCCAACUUUGUCUAUUUUUACUGGUACUCGUUCCUUAAAACGGCAAUGGAAAAGCACUCAAAUACGCCCAUCACGACAGGCAUGAGUCUGCUUAUGGCUUCUACGGCUGGAGCGCUUAAUAUGUCGAUGACACUCCCGUUGGAGAUGGUUAACACCCGAGCGCAGAUUGAGCCCAGUUAUGAAGAGGUCAGUGAUGCAAAUGACAAGGAGAAGAAAAAAGAGCCCCACGGACGCACCAUGUGGGGUAUUGCCAAGGAGAUUUACGCUGAGGAUGGUUUGAUGUCUUUCUGGAAGGGAUUUAUCCCUUCGUUGGUGCUGGUAAGCAAUCCGUCGAUCAAUUACACGAUCUUUGACAAGCUCAAGCUACAGUUACAGCACUCCAAGAUGGCAGCAGGCAAUGCAAAGCGUGUGAGCUCGUUGACAGCAUUGGAGGCUUUCACUCUGGCUGCCAUCGCCAAGGCAAUAGCUACGAUUAUCACGUACCCAGUCAUUCGCGCCAAGGUGCUAAUGCAAGCUCAGAAAAAGCCAAUUUCUGAACAGCAGAAGAGCUCAUCUGGCCAUCAUCACGCUAAAAUGGGCAACUCCAUGGUGCAGGUGCUUAGGCGUAUUGGCGAGCUGGAAGGCCCUGGAGGCUACUUUAAGGGCUGUUCGGCGCAGCUUUUUAAUACGGUUCUCAAGAGUGCUCUGUUGGUUAUGACGAAAGAGGAAAUUACAAAGCACACCAUGCGUGUGCUCUUCCUGCUUCAUCGGGGUGCUGGCUCUUAG
Messenger RNA from Peronospora farinosa, 1077 nucleotides. NCBI's taxonomy places the organism in Eukaryota, Oomycota, Peronosporomycetes, Peronosporales, Peronosporaceae. The record is from the annotation of a GenBank genome assembly.